Molecule: messenger RNA, 2075 nt
Organism: Macrobrachium nipponense
Lineage: Eukaryota; Metazoa; Arthropoda; Malacostraca; Decapoda; Palaemonidae
Exons: 8
Coding region: 1-1032 (343 amino acids)
Biological process (GO): synapse organization
Cellular component (GO): neuron projection membrane
Source: RefSeq, a predicted model, not a curated record
AUGGAAGAAGGCGGAGUACCUCCUAAAGAUAAAGGUGGAUUUACCACUGUGGGAUACUCACCCCGCGGGACCCAUCCCGUUAAUUUCAUCCCCUUGUUUAGUGCUCACAAAUUUUUCAUGAGCGUUCGCCGAGGCCCGAAGGUGUGGAGACUGUGGACGGCUGGUGGGGCCAACAGCCGGAGUUUGGGCAGCGAGGAUUCCGUAGUUGUCAAAGUGGGCGAGACGGCCAAACUUCCCUGCGUCGUACAGCACCUCAACGACAAAUCCGUCACGUGGCUCCGAAGACGUGAUCUGCACAUCUUGACGGCGGGCCACCACACAUAUUCGGCUGACCAGCGGUUUCAGGUCGUGCAUGCUGAAGGCAGCGACGAGUGGACCCUGGUGGUGCGUUACGCUCAGCUGAGGGACGCAGGCGUCUACGAGUGCCAAGUGAACACUAAUAUGAAGCUGUCCAGACCAGUAACGCUCAAAGUUUACGAUUCUACUCAGCAAAUGAGCGUGACAAAAACGAAAGUCUUCAUAGCUAAUAACACGGCGUCUACAAAAGACGGUGACCUUCGCGUUGAGAUCAUAGGACCACGGGAACUACACAUCGAGGAAGGGUCAUCCCUGACGUUGACCUGCGUUGUCACCUCUUCCAAAGGACCUUCGAAUUUGGUCUACUGGUACCAUGACAAAAACCUCAUCGAUUACAAUUCGCCCAGAGGAGGGGUCAACCUUAAGAUCGAUCGGGGGCGUGGCGAGACCACCACAAAACUGGUCGUGUCUUCGGUCGGACCAGGAGAUUCGGGCAUCUAUUCCUGCGUGCCCCAAGGGUCGCACCCGGCUUCCGUGCUGGUCCAUGUACAAAAAGGUGAGCACGAAGCCGCCAUUCAGCAGGGAGGGUUGAACGCGGCCAGCAUCUUAAGCGCCAGUCCCCUUAUGGCGUGCGUGAUCAUCGCCCUCAUCCUUCGCCAAUACCAAGUCCUUCACGAAGUCCAUCGCGUCCUGGACCAUUCCCUCUUCGACCGGAGGCACUUCCAGCUCGCGUGAUGGUGCCCCUGGGAAGGCGUGCGUCCAUAUUUCACGGAUGAUUCCGAAGGCUGAAGGGGUCUUCAUACAUGAGCCGUUAUUUGAAGCCACGUUCCUUGGGUUUGGCAGCGACGUGAUUUUGUGCUCAUGUGGUUUUUGAUACAAUGCAAGAAAGCGAAUGACUAUACAGAAACCAGUGACAGACUUUUUACUAGUAUCUGAGAAAAUACGGUUGUUUUACAUUGAAAACCCUAGUGGAUAAAGUCAUACUUUUCGGAGUAAGUUAAUGUAAGCAGUAUUUUACCUAAGUUACGAAAUCUUAGAAUAUUUUUUCUUUUACCAGUGUAAAGAUUCAACGGUGUCAUUUGAAAAUUUAAUCAUAUCUUUCAUGGGAAAAAUUGCUGACUUGUCUUCGUGAAGGUGGUUCUCUUAUUUUACCAAAUGACAGUCAGAGAAACUGGUUUUCCUUUUCUAAAAAGUCUGAAAAGCUAUAUUUGUGGUAUGACAAGAAGAACAAGUUAUUUGUCGUCGUUCCUUUCUGGGAUUUUGGUGCUGUUUGCUGAACCUCUUGACUUAAACUAUAUCUGGAAGACUAGAAAAGUAGAAGGGAUCUCCCGAACUCUUUGUUGCAGUCAAAUAUGUUGUGAUCCUCGGUAAAUGUAGAAAAUCAUUCAGGUUUUUCCAGAAAAAAUAAAUCCCUAGUAGGAAAUGAAUCGUUCGGGAAAAGAAUGAAUAUUUCACCUGUGUAUCUCACGGCAUAUGCCCAUGUACACAUACGUAUAUAUAUAUUUUUGAUCUUCACAUUUUUUAGAGAAUAUAAUUAGGUAGACAGAUGGAUCUGGAGAGAUGUUGAAAUCUGUAACAAAACUGAUUUUGUGGUUUCAUGUCAUUUUUACAAAACGCUGGCGGUUGUGUUUCUCAAACCUUAGGAUCAGUACAACGCUUUCAAUUGUAGCAGUUGUUAGAACAAUUUUAUGGCAAUUAAAAAUGACUUUACGUUAUAUCCAAUUCAAUUUUGUAAUAAUACAAAAGAUGUAACUCACGAAAUAAAGCUAUCAGGAUAA